GUUAAUAAUAAUAAUGAUAUGACGACAGGAAAUAUUUGUUCGCCAACACCCGAAGUCAAACGUGAACGUCCCUAACACCGCUACUGUUUGCUCAUUCGUUAAUUAUUGUUAUUAUUGUCAAUUAUUCCAUCCGCUGUACAGUUAAAAAUAUUAAUAUUUAAAAUUCCUGUUGUUGAACAAAGUAGAUAUCAUAGGUGUUAUACAGUAUUUUAAUACACUUUUCAAAAUGAAGAAAAUCGCUAUAUUCGGUGGCACUGGCAUGACUGGAUUGUGUACUGUAGAAGCCGCUUUAAAACAAGGUAAAUUUAUAAAGGUUGAAAGUUACUGUGUGGUUGUUUUAAUUAAAUGUUUAAAUUUUGCCCUGUUGGCGAUUAACUAAAUCAUUUUCAUUGGUAUUAGGAACAUAUAAAUAGCAUUUAAUUUCCAUAUAGGUUUAGAAGUACGAGCACUAAUGAGAGAUCCAUGCCGUAUGCCUGAAGAACUACGUAAUCAGGUGGAAAUAGUGACUGGUGACGUAUUGGUCAAAGAGGAUGUGGAGAAGGUCGUCGAGGGUAGAGAUGCAAUUGUUGUAACUUUGGGAACCAGAAAUGAUCUUGGUAGGUGUUACUAUAAAUAAUAAAUAAAUAAUAUCCUUAUUAUCUAUGGGUAUUAGGUUGUUUUCGACCAGUCUAGUUCUUUUGGUCAAUUGACAACAAAAUGUAUUGAUUAAAAAUAUUUGUAAAAUAAUUAUAUUCUUAGAUCUAAAUUGCAUUUUAAUAUUUCUAAUAGAAUUUUCUGAUUUAUGACAUUUAAAAAUUAUUUAUCAAUUACAAUGUAUUCAUUAAUUUGUAAUUAUAACUACCAAGUGGGUAAUAAAAAGGUAUACAUUUAUGAAAUAUUUUAAUUUUCUGAACUAAAGUAAUGUAUUAAAUAAAAAGCAGCACAGUGUACAAUUUAUAUUAUAGUUUGUAAUUAUUUAUUUAUUGAACAUUAACCAUAAUUUGGCUGGUCAAAUGUCCAUAUUUUGACAGAGUACCAAUCCUAGUAGUUAUUAAUAUUACAUUGUAAAAUCUCACAGUUGUAUUGUACCUAUCAUUAAUUACUUGAUUCUUCUAGCUCCUACCACUAUAAUGUCUGAUGGAUUGAGGAACAUUUUGUGGGCGAUGGAAAAAAAUAAUGUGAAAAUUCUAUCUGUGUGCUUAUCCAGUAAUUAUUGUUUAUACACCAUUAAGAUAUAUGUUUGAUUUUAAAUAAUAUUAUUAAAAAUAAUUUGUUUAUUUUUAGCUUUUUUAUUUUACGAUAAGCCCAAAGUACCAGCAAUGUUCCAUGGGAUCAAUGAUGAUCACGAACGUAUGUUGCAUUUGCUACAGGCAUCCGAAAAUCUAGAUUGGAUUGCUGUAAUGCCACCACACAUCGGGAGUAAUCCAUCGGGUGAAUACAGUGUGGAAAUUGGAUCAUCACCUGGACGUGCCAUAUCGAAAUAUGAUUUAGGCAAAUUUAUGAUUGAAUGUUUAACUAAACCCGAAUACUAUAAACAGAGAUGUGGUUUGGCGACCAAAGUGCCUGUUCCAUGAAAGUUUAACAUUUAACCAAACAUGGAAAAUAAUUCAGUAGAUGAUAAACGAAUAAUAUUUGGAUAGGUAAAUCGUGAAAUAAGGAAAUGUAUUAACAUAAUUACUAAGAAAUCUGAUAUUUAGUGUUAAAAUAUAUCAAAAUGUUAAUGUUUUUAUUCUUCUGUUUUGAACAAUUUUAUUUAUUAAAAAGACAAUAAUAUAUCUAUUUUCCCUUCUUCUUCUUUUUGUACUGUCCUCCUUUUCGGUGUUGAAGCCUAGGUGCAUUUUCAGAAGGCAAUUGAGUCGUCUGAGUUUUUGGUUGAGCCGCAAUAUUUUUGAUGUUGCUAAAAAAAUCAUACAUAUUAAUAUUUGGUAUUCUAAUAAUACCUGGGCAAUAAACUUAAAAUACCAUGGACCGAGAGGGUAAUGAAUAAGGAGG
This is a messenger RNA of Cinara cedri, 1971 nucleotides long. NCBI's taxonomy places the organism in Eukaryota, Metazoa, Arthropoda, Insecta, Hemiptera, Aphididae. The record is from the annotation of a GenBank genome assembly.